This is a messenger RNA of Larimichthys crocea (large yellow croaker), 659 nucleotides long. It is a transcript of the gene gnrh3, whose product is annotated as gonadotropin-releasing hormone 3. The transcript has 4 exons. The record is from RefSeq and is a predicted model, not a curated record. Gene Ontology annotation, biological process: reproductive process; multicellular organism development. Gene Ontology annotation, molecular function: gonadotropin-releasing hormone receptor binding; gonadotropin hormone-releasing hormone activity. Bases 194 to 466 code for a protein of 90 amino acids. Gene Ontology annotation, cellular component: extracellular region. Lineage: Eukaryota; Metazoa; Chordata; Actinopteri; Sciaenidae.
AACCCUCACAGUGAUGUCAGCAUAUCCGAGCACUUAGCCAGCUCCAUUAGUAGUAUUUUGUGUCCCAUUAGUCAGUAAAUGUGUCACACCUGCAGAGAGGGGAUUAUAAUCCUGACAGCAGCCUUCUACAACACCUAUAAAAUCCCCCUCUGGUUAAUGCGCCACAUGCUAACAAGACAAAUACAGAGCACUAAUGGAAGUGAGCAGCAGAGUGAUGGUGCAGGUGUUGUUGUUGGCGUUGGUGGUUCAGGUCACCCUGGCCCAACACUGGUCCUAUGGAUGGCUACCAGGUGGAAAGAGAAGUGUGGGAGAGCUGGAGGCAACCAUCAGGAUGAUGGGUACAGGAGGAGUGGUGUCUCUUCCUGAAGAGGCGAGUGCCCAAACCCAAGAGAGACUUAGACCAUACAAUGUAAUUAAUGAUGAUUCCAGUCAUUUUGACCGAAAGAAAAGGUUCGCUAAUAAUUGAAGAGCUACAAAAAUAAAAAAGAAGAAGAUGAAGAAGAGGAGGAGGAGAAACACAGACAGUAUUUACAUCAUCGCCAACACCAGUGAUGGAUCGAGUGCAGAGUACUGACAUUAUCAUGUUUAUUUUACAGAUUAUAUUAAUUAAAUGUACGUCUGUGAUGUUUUCAAAUUGUAAUAAACUUUUUGAAAUCUGA